Messenger RNA from Sclerotinia borealis F-4128, 1668 nucleotides. Lineage: Eukaryota; Fungi; Ascomycota; Leotiomycetes; Helotiales; Sclerotiniaceae. The record is from the annotation of a GenBank genome assembly.
AUGGCGCGACGGAGAUCUCAGAGUGAUGAUAUAUCACAGAACAAUGGCGACGAGCUCCAGAGAAUCUCUUUUGAGAAUGUCGUGCGCGAGAAGGGUAAAUUGGAGGAGGCGGCAGUUGAACCGGUAGUUGUGAGGGUCGAGACUCGAUUCUCGGAAAAGGAGGUGACAAUACGACAAGUAGCACCUAUGGUCAUUGUUCUAACGGGUGCUACAUUUCUUGUUACAAUUGCUGCUCAGUCAGUCAUUAUCAUUUUACCUGAAAUCUCUCGGGAUCUUGAUAUUCCUCAGGCUCGACAGCAAUGGGUGGUAUCUUCAUAUGCGUUGACGUCUGGCUCAUUUCUACUCUUGUGGGGUAAACUUGGGGAUGUUUAUGGCAGGAAAUUGCUAUUCAUUCUAGGUGCGAUUUUCACGGCUGCUACUUGUGUUGGGACCGCGUUCUCUCCGGUUGAGAUUUGCUUGUAUGUGAUGCGGGCGUUGCAUGGACUAGCUUCUGCUGUUACUAUCCCUACAGCAAUUGGUAUUAUAGGACAUACCAUUCCACCUGGACGAGUGAAGAACUACAGCUUCGCGUUCUAUUCUGGUGGUGCCCCAAUGGGUCAAGUUUUGGGAAAUCUCUUAGGUGGAAUUAUCUCUCAAUGGGCGAGUUGGAAAGUUGUCUUCUUUGUGAUAGCUGGUGCUUCUCUUACUAUCGCCGUAAGUGCAAUAAUUGUGGUUCCAAAUGAGCCGCCUAGAGGCGAUGACGAAGAUACAAUGCGUGCCUCGGGAAUUGAUUGGAUUGGUGCUUUCCUAUUCACUGCAGGUCUAUUAUUAUUACUCGUUGGUUUAUCACAAGGGGGAUCAUCUGGAUGGGAGGCGGCUUCGGUCAUUGCGAUCAUAGUUAUUUCUGGAUGCUUACUCAUAGGAUUUGUUCUCUGGGAACAUGAUCGUGAGACAAAGACCACAAAAGAGCCACUAAUGAGAGUGUCGACGUUUAGACAUAAGCAAUUCUCCAUCGCUAUGAUUAUUAUCACUUUAUUCUCGGCUGGCUUCACCAAUUUCUGCCUAUAUACCACUUACUACUACCAAGAUUUCCAACUUCUUGAUCCCAUACAAACUGCUCUCCGGUACAUUCCACUAGGUGUGGUUGGUAUACUCACGACUUUUGGAUCCGGAUACCUACUCGCUCGAAUCAAUGGCGAUUACAUCCUCAGCUUCGGUCUCGGCUCCGCAAUGAUUGCCAAUCUUCUGUUUGCUGUACCAAUACCUCCCAGUACAUCAUAUUUCGCCUUCGGCUUACCAGCAAUGUCACUUGCAGCCUUCGGUGCUGAUACAGUCUACCCAUGUCUCGGUUUAUUCACAACUCAAUCACUUCCUCGCAAGGAUCAAUCAGUCGCCGGAGCUAUGUUUCAGACUAUGGCAGCCAUUGGACGAGCCAUGCCAUUACCCAUCACAUCGGCAAUUCAGCAGUCUGUACAAUCAAAACAGUUGAAGCAAGGGAAAUCGCAGCUGCAAGCAUUCUUGUAUGGGCUAAGGGCUGUGGAAUGGUUCUGUGUGGGUUGUAUGGCAGCAUCACUGGCUUUGACUAUUGUCGGGCUCAGAAAUAUUGGAAAGAUUGGGAUGUUGAAGAAGUUAGGGACAGUACAGCCGAAGCCAGAGGAAGUUCGGGAGGGGAAGGAUGGUGAGGUAUAA